Messenger RNA from Eurytemora carolleeae, 488 nucleotides. Its product is annotated as D-dopachrome decarboxylase. NCBI's taxonomy places the organism in Eukaryota, Metazoa, Arthropoda, Copepoda, Calanoida, Temoridae. Gene Ontology annotation, molecular function: phenylpyruvate tautomerase activity. The record is from RefSeq and is a predicted model, not a curated record. The transcript has 4 exons. Bases 34 to 405 code for a protein of 123 amino acids.
AUUUUCUAUUUUUUAAAUGUGUUCCAGAAAAAAAUGCCAUUUGUAACGCUUCUCACCAACCUAAAGUUGGCAGCUCUACCGAAGGACAUUAUGCCAAGGUUAAUUACCCAUCUAUCCCCUUUACUGAACAAACCUGCACAAAACUUUAACUGGGUUUGUGAAACGGAAAAGAAUAUGUCAAAGGGUCCUGAAGUGUCUGAUGCACCAAUGUACUGGCUAAAGAUUGAAUCUAUUGGUAGUUUUGAGGAUCCGAAAACAUCAAACACAAUUACUCCAGAAAUAUUCAAAUUCUUCACAGACGAGCUCAAAAUAAAUCAGGAUAAUAUAGUGAUGACCUUCUAUAAUCUGAGAACUAGCGACGUGGCAAAAAGUGGAAACACUGUUGAAGUACUUAGUAGAAUAUAAAUUCAUGAAAACGGAAAUAUGUUUUAUAUUCAAUGUUUCAAUUCCAGAUCAGCUUUUAAAUUGUAUAUAUCUAUAUCAUUUGU